Messenger RNA from Oppiella nova, 970 nucleotides. The record is from the annotation of a GenBank genome assembly. NCBI's taxonomy places the organism in Eukaryota, Metazoa, Arthropoda, Arachnida, Sarcoptiformes, Oppiidae.
CACACAAUAUGGGCUCAUAUUUAUAGUUGCAUUCAAUUAAUUACAGAACGAGGAGUCGGUGGCAAACAAGUUGAAUGUGAAGCAGAGCUGUUCCCAUAGCGAGGAGCUGUCGUAUAUAUUUGGUGCCCCCCUUUCCUAUCACUUAUUGGGAAAAUCAAUGACACAUUUCGCUACUAAUUAUAGUAGAGCUGAAGUCACUCUUUCGGAAGCUUUAAUGACUUAUUGGAUUAAUUUCGCUAAAUUCGGUGAUCCCAACGUUUGGCCCGAAAAUAGCGAUUCAUUACAACGAAGCGAUCGAUUUGACAGUGAAAGCAAAGAGUCUUCAAAUUCAAAAAUAGGUUACGAGUCAGUCGUAUGGCCCACAUAUGACCCCAUCCAACGAAAAUAUGUAACUUUAGGUCUUAAGCCUAAAGUACGCGACCACUACCACAGCCAUCGGCUGUCGUUUUGGCUCAACCUUAUCCCUCGUCUCCAUAAUCCGGGCGAAGAGCAGGUCUACCUUCGCCACCAUUUGCUCACAGAUCACGAGGAUCUGUCCACUUAUGACGGCGUCGUCAGGCAAAUAGCGUACAAAUUUCUGGCACCACUGCCCACUGUGUCCCAGAAUAUCGUGAUCAGCGCCACCACCGAGUUAGUCCAUCACAUGUCCUCCACGAUCAUCACCACCGAAGUGGUCGAACUGACCACGACGUCCAUCACGGAUAUCAACCAUCCGACGGCAUUUCCGGCCAAAAACAUUAACAACACGACCACAACGUCAGUGAUACUGCAGAAUGAGAACUACUCGACCGCACUGACCAUCACGAUAGGCAUCGGGUGCUCACUACUCAUACUAAAUAUGCUUAUAUUUGCCGGCGUCUACUAUCAGCUGGAUAAAAAUAGAAAUAUUGCUCAAAACAACUCCAAUCAAAAGUCCAACAAAAAUGAAGACUCCGUUAGUAUUAAUUUUUUUUAUCUUUUUUCAAACACG